AUGGAGAAUGGAAACCUGUCAUCUGUGACUGUAUUUGUCUUCACUGGGUUCCCCCAGCUCCAAAAUGGCGGCCUCCUGUUACUUUUUCCUUUACUUUUCAUCUAUAUUUUUAUUGUGAUUGAAAACCUGGUGAUCCUCUUUGCUGUAAAGUUGGAUGACUGUCUUCCCAAUACCACGUAUAAUUUCAUAAGUGUCUUCUCGUUUCUUGAGAUGUGGUACAACACAGCCACCUUCCCUAGGAUGCUCCCCAAUCUGACCAGUGAGAAAAAGAUAAUUUCCUUCAUCAACUGCUUUUUGCAGAUGUAUUUCUUCCACUCCCUUGGAACCAUGGAAGGGACCUUGCUGACUGUCAUGGCUAUUGACAGGUAUGUUGCCAUCUGUAACCCACUUAGCUACCCCCACAUUAUGACACCCCAGCUGUGUGCUCAGCUAAGUGCAGGAUCUUGUAUCUUUGACUUCCUCAUUCUUUUACUUGCAAUUGUGUGGAUUACCACCCUACCUUUUUGUGGCCUCAACCAAAUCCAUCAGAUCAUCUGUGAUUUCACCACUUUAUUGAAGUUAACCUGCAAAAUACAUCUUUAUGUGAUAGGUUUAUCAAUAUUAUACAUAUUUGAUUUUAUAUGCCAUAGUUUAAAAACUUGGGAUUUUAUGCUAGGAUUUGUGUAG
Molecule: messenger RNA, 666 nt
Organism: Nannospalax galili (Upper Galilee mountains blind mole rat)
Lineage: Eukaryota; Metazoa; Chordata; Mammalia; Rodentia; Spalacidae
Product: olfactory receptor 6K3-like
Exons: 1
Coding region: 1-666 (221 amino acids)
Biological process (GO): G protein-coupled receptor signaling pathway
Cellular component (GO): membrane
Molecular function (GO): olfactory receptor activity; G protein-coupled receptor activity
Source: RefSeq, a predicted model, not a curated record